CGACAAGGCUUAUCAAUCGCAAAAUACUUCUGGAAGAUUCUCGAUUUGGAGUUAAUUGUGUUCGAUCGCCUGCAGAGCGUGAAGCAAGUUCAGAAGAAUUUGUUGUGGAUCUCUUUAAGUAGAGCAGAAAUCUAUUAUAUCCUUGUUGGAAGGGUUGAUACAAAUCUGGGACACAAGUGCGUGGUCAAAUUUUCAGCUGUGAGGGUACUUCUCACCAAAGCCCAUCAUGGCAGCGAGGGCAAGGAAUGCAAGAUUACCUCCUGAAGUGAACAGGGUGCUUUACGUCAGGAACCUUCCCUUCAACAUCAGCUCAGAGGAGAUGUAUGACAUCUUUGGGAAGUUUGGAGGAGUGCGGCAGAUCAGAUUAGGAACAUCCAAAGAGACGCGCGGAACAGCAUAUGUGGUGUAUGAGGAUAUCUAUGAUGCAAAGACAGCCGUGGACCACUUGUCAGGCUUCAAUGUGGCAAACAGAUACCUCAUCGUCCUCUAUUACAACACAUCAAAGCAGUCAAAAAAGACCAGCACAAAGGACAAGGAAGAGGAGCUCAGGAAAAUGCAGGAGAAGUAUGGGGUGGAUGGAGAGCAGCAUGCAAGAAAAAAGAAAGAGGAGACAUGAUCCAGCGCUGCAUGAGGAAUAUUUUUGAUUUGCAGAUCUUCAGGAACAUGACCCAGAUACGAUGCUGCUGGCUGUAAUGCCGUUGUACUGAAUAGACUCCCUAGCAGCACCGGCAAAAAGGACUGUUAGAGACCAUUGCGCAUGCAUGCAGUGCCGGCUCUGUCCCUGGCUACAUUUGACUCAGGCACUGUGAGUGUUUGUUACACUUCUGAGGGUUCAUCCAGAUCCCAACUGCGUUGCAAAGCCAUUGGCAGUUGAAAUGAUUGACAAGGACCACCGAUUAUAAUGUACAACUUUUACCAGUGC
Molecule: messenger RNA, 922 nt
Organism: Coccomyxa subellipsoidea C-169
Lineage: Eukaryota; Viridiplantae; Chlorophyta; Trebouxiophyceae; Coccomyxaceae
Product: RNA-binding domain-containing protein
Exons: 4
Coding region: 227-616 (129 amino acids)
Biological process (GO): mRNA splicing, via spliceosome
Cellular component (GO): U2 snRNP; catalytic step 2 spliceosome; precatalytic spliceosome
Molecular function (GO): RNA binding
Source: RefSeq, a predicted model, not a curated record